Penicillium cinerascens is the source of this 210-nucleotide messenger RNA. RefSeq lists its product as uncharacterized. The record is from RefSeq and is a predicted model, not a curated record. The transcript has a single exon. The coding region runs from base 1 to 210 and encodes 69 amino acids. NCBI's taxonomy places the organism in Eukaryota, Fungi, Ascomycota, Eurotiomycetes, Eurotiales, Aspergillaceae.
AUGCGCUACAUCGUUCUCUCGGCCCUGAUCAAACUGAAACAGUCGACAGGCCUUGCUGCUACUCAAUCGAUUUUAUUAGGCUCCUCUCACGCCACAUCGCUCGCAAAGUCUAGCGAGCGACCUGCGAACUGUGUGCUUGGCCAGAAGCCGCAAGGAACAUAUGCCUCGGCACGUCGUGCAUCGUUUGUCUGGAACGACCCCAUUUUGUGA